GAAACUAAAACAAACAAACAGUAAACAGGAAGUGGAGACAGUGUCGCUGUGACCGGGACAGUGUGACUCCUCAGGCCGGGCUGAGAGCGUCUCUCUGCGGGGACAUCAUGGCCGCUGACGGCGUCGCCUCCUCCCGCAGAACGAGGACGGAUUCAGCCGGAGAGUCGGAGCGGAGCUGCGGCUUCGUGGUGCCGGGAGGAGACGGAGGGUCCGGGGACACUUGGAGGAGACACAUCGUCCGUCAGCUGAAGAACCGGGACCGGAACCAGAGCGACUCGUUCCAGGACCUGAUCCACUUCUACUCUCGGCUGUUGGAUAAAUCCAGUUUGACCAAUGGAAUCCUGAGCAGACGUCCCUGCACUGACAGCAGCUCUGUCUCGUCUCUACUGAACCAGAACGACCAACUAAAGAAUACAACAGGAGAGUUGGCCUUUCAGGUGCUGGAGCUGCAGCAGCAGAUCAAAAUCAAACUCCUUGUUCUGGACGAGCAGGAUUCCAGCCUGCUGGCGGAGCGGCGUCGACUCGCAGGUGCGUUUGAUGUCCGUCAGGAGCUGCAGGGGCGGGCGGUGCAGGUUCAGGAGGAGAACGGGGCAUUGAAGAUGGAGUACGAUGUCCUGCUGGAGCGACAGAGGGGGGCGGAGACAAGACUCCGGGAGGAAAAGGUCAGAGAGGGACACCUGCUGGAGGACAUGAUCCACCUGAAACGACAGGCCGCCGCCCGUAUGAACAGCCGCAAUGAACGCAGGUCCAGAGCUCGUGAAGCGAACCUCCAGAAGGAGCUGCAGAGCGCUGCAAGGUCAAAGGUCGCUAUCGACAGCUCUUCCAGCGCUCCGACGUCCAGGUCAACGUCCCCGAAGAACGAACACCAGGACAAGUCUGCAGAGCGAAGACACACCAGACUCUUCAGGUCGGCGUCGGCCACGUCCCCGAGGAUCCUCACCUCCAUCAGACAACUGUUCGACAGGAAGAGGCGUGGUCCGGUCUGCAGUCUGGAGGAGGAUCAGAUGAGUCCUGUAGGAAUCUGUCUGUCAGCCAGAGUCCCUGCUAGAGCUCUGCAAGUACUGGAGGCCCAUGAGCAAGGCAUUAACACAGUGAGGUUCAGCUCCAGUUCAGACCUGCUGGCCACAGGAGGAACUGACCGAGUCAUCAAACUGUGGGACGUCAGAGCAGGCUCAUUGACCCACAGGGCGACUCUGGACGGCAGCACAGAGGGGAUCACCUGCGUCGACUUUGACUCAGCGGGCUCUAGGAUCCUCGCUGCAUCAUACGAUAAGUCAGCCUUGUUGUGGCGGCUGGAUGAUUCUGUUCCCAAGUUGACUCUGACAGGUCACAGCAGGAAGGUAACGGCAGCGAGGUUCAGUCCUUCACUUCAUCAGGUGGUGACAGGAAGUGCCGACAGAACCAUCAGACUGUGGGACCUGCACCGAGCCGCCUGUGUGCAGGUAGUGGACGUGGCGUCGUACUGCAGCGACCUGGUUUGUUCUGAGAACUUUAUCAUCAGUGGACACUACGACUGCAAGAUCAGGGUCUGGGACACAAGGGCGGUGAGCUGCGUUCAGGAACUUCCUGCUCAGGGUAAAGUCACCUCGUUGGACCUUAGCUCCGACCAUCGUCAGCUGCUCAGCUGUUGCCGUGACGACUGCCUCCAGCUGGUGGACCUGAGGAGGUGGAGCAACGACCGCACGUGUUUCAGAGCUGAAGGGUUCAAAUGUGGCAGCGACAGCACGAAGGCCGUCAUCAGUCCAGACGGAUGUUUCCUGGCUGCUGGAUCAGCUGACGGAACAGUUUACAUCUGGAACGUCUCCAACGGCAACCUGGAGACCCGCCUCCCUGACAAACACAGCUCGUCCAUCAGCGCCGUGUCCUGGUCUCUGUCGGGAGAAUAUGUCGUCAGCGUGGACAAGAGCAGGCGGGCUGUCCUCUGGAGCGACAUCUGAAUCGGCCAAUCUGGGAGGAGGUCACAUCGUCACGGCAACACCACUCACGACACGUAUCACCUGAACGAACAAACGCAGCUGUUACAGGAACAUUUAUGUGUUUUUUUAAAUGAAGUUGAUUUGACAAAAGGUUAAUGAAGAAAAUGAAAAAAUUGAAAAGGGAAAAAAGAGAAGAUUUGAAUCACGAUCGAAGGGAAAACUGUUUGUUUCUGUUGCUCCUGAACUUUGACUCACAUUAUUUAUUUUGUCACCUGCUACAUCUACUCGUCCACAUUUGUUCUGCUCCUCCAGCUCCAGCCCUGUUUAUUGACGAAAUUAUUACAAUAUGAUGAGUUAUUCAGCUGGAAUCUGACAAAUAUGAAACAUAAACAUCGAUACCUGCUAAAUAAUCCUCAGAUCAGUGAAUCUGUUUUUUAUCAAUGUGGAGUUGAAAGUCCUAGAUUUCAAAAUGUGAGUUUUCUCUCCGCUGCUGUUUGGUCGGAGCCUCGUGCAGCUCUGCAGCUGGAUUUACUUUGAAAAGGCGUCGGCAUUAAUCCAGUGUUUGGCCUCUGGGCUUUGAAGAGGGAAGUUCAAAGAGGAGAAGAGAAACGUCCGGAGGCUGUGAUGGUGUCUGAGCUCAGGGAGGGAGGAGCUAAACAUAUCUAGAUCAGCUGACCCAAGUUUCCACACCUUGUCUGAACAAAUCACAGCGCUGCAUUUUCACCUGAGACCGAACAUGUGAGGCUCCACCCACACACACAGGUUUCAGUUUCUCAUCACUGUUGCCAUGGUUACGCCUGCUGGAGUUUUCCAGCCUCUGAAUCAGAGACUUGUGUAAACUGGUCUCGUUUUAGUUUGAAAUCUCUGAG
This is a messenger RNA of Hippoglossus stenolepis (Pacific halibut), 2785 nucleotides long. RefSeq names its product protein Atg16l2. Gene Ontology annotation, biological process: autophagosome assembly; negative stranded viral RNA replication. The record is from RefSeq and is a predicted model, not a curated record. NCBI's taxonomy places the organism in Eukaryota, Metazoa, Chordata, Actinopteri, Pleuronectiformes, Pleuronectidae. Gene Ontology annotation, molecular function: protein binding. Gene Ontology annotation, cellular component: autophagosome membrane.